Molecule: messenger RNA, 1301 nt
Organism: Periconia digitata
Lineage: Eukaryota; Fungi; Ascomycota; Dothideomycetes; Pleosporales; Periconiaceae
Source: the annotation of a GenBank genome assembly
UCCAGCACCUGGUUCCUCGUUAAGAUGACGACUCUCAACGGUGCGCCAGUCGACACCCAAACCCCGGGCCUUGCAGAUACCUCCAUCACCAAGGAUGGCUUCCGCAUCACGACGCGGAAGCUGCCCAUUCUCAAAGCGGGGCCCAUCGAGGAAAUGACGCAGAAUUUGGGUAUUGCGCCGCCCGAGAUGAUAUUUGGUGACAACCUUACGCGCAUCGAGCAUGCGCCCACUGGCUGGUUUAUUGAAUUCAACGCAUUCGAUGCACUGGAUCGCGUGGACAAGACCGGCGAGAGCAUGCUCAAAGUGUCUUAUUCGAAAGAGUGGCAGCAAAAUCGUCAGAAACAAUUCGAGGAUAUCAAAGAAGUGGUCAAACCCUUCGACUGGUCAUACAGUACCGACUACAAAGGGACCACUCCAACGAACCCUGCGUUCCAACCAACCGAAACUCCUAUUCCUCUAGCUCUUCUCAGACGCCCCGAUCCAAUACAAUUCUUUGAUGACGUUGUGCUUUACGAAGACGAAUUAGCGGACAAUGGUAUUGCCAUGUUAUCUUGCAAGAUCCGCGUCAUGCCCGCUCGUCUAUUGCUCUUGGUUCGCUUCUUCAUGAGAUUGGAUGGCGUUUUGUUCAGAAUUCGAGACACUAGGGUCUUCAUCGAGUUUGCGACCGGGGAAGUCAUAAGGGAAUACACCGCUAGGGAAGAAAAGUAUGAGGUAGUUCGCAAAAGGCUCGCUGGAACUAGAGAGGACGUCCUUGCAAUCAUGCGGGACCCCAAUCCCCUGCAGGAGUACGUUCCUGUGGUGGAGAAGGUCCUAGAGAAAGUCGUAUUGAAGUGAGCAAAUAUGCUCAGCGGAUAUGUACCAGGCACAGUAGAAGCCGUGAGUACGUGCUUUGCAUCGCAGCUGAGACAAGGCCAUACAUGGCACAAAUUGGCGGGCUAGCAAUAGGCGCCAAUCGCCGUGUCGAGCGCUCGGUGGGAAGAAGGGAUGCAAAGAACGCGGCCAAGCUGCCGGCUGACUUCUUUCGGCUCAUCUAUCGAAGACGCUAUGGCUCAUGUGGGAUUCGAUUAAUGAGGGCGAUCCAGCGGGCGAAAGGCAUGCAAAUUGGUGCCGAGCCCGACCUCGGUUGUGUGGUUUGCUGGGUGCCUCUGGUGUCCGUAGCAGCUAUUGUGAGUAUUCGCAAGAGGCCUUCAGAGGUCUGUGCCCCGCGUCAUUGUACGGAAAUGUUGUUUCGAUUUGGCUUUCAGACCGGUUAUCCUCUUGGUCGACUGACCUGUGCGACUUCCGGUCAUAGCUUGGCAGCU